Messenger RNA from Trichoderma harzianum CBS 226.95, 363 nucleotides. RefSeq lists its product as hypothetical. The coding region runs from base 1 to 363 and encodes 120 amino acids. The transcript is spliced from 2 exons. The record is from RefSeq and is a predicted model, not a curated record. NCBI's taxonomy places the organism in Eukaryota, Fungi, Ascomycota, Sordariomycetes, Hypocreales, Hypocreaceae.
AUGCCGGAAGAAGGAUUCAACUAUGGAGGCACUGACACUGCUUUCUACAACGGUAAGUAUUUUGCGGGCGUGCAGGAUGUCGUUGUUGUUACGGUUAACUACCGAAUUCACGUCUUCGGCUUCCCUGGAGCCCCAGGCCAACCUGCCAACCUCGGUCUCCGCUAUCAGCACGUUGGGGUCGAAUGGGUUCGAGAUAAUAUUGCUGCGUUUGGUGGUAAUCCUGAGAAGAUCACUAUCUUUGGACAGUCUGUCGGGGGUGAGGCAGUCGACUUUUGGGCCUACGCCUACAAGCAAGAUCCCAUUGUCAACGGCAUCGUCGCCCACUCCGGCAACGCUUUUAGCCCCCCUCUCACGUUCUCUUAA